This is a messenger RNA of Zasmidium cellare ATCC 36951, 2121 nucleotides long. Its product is annotated as glycoside hydrolase family 47 protein. Gene Ontology annotation, biological process: N-glycan processing; carbohydrate metabolic process. Gene Ontology annotation, molecular function: calcium ion binding; mannosyl-oligosaccharide 1,2-alpha-mannosidase activity. The record is from RefSeq and is a predicted model, not a curated record. NCBI's taxonomy places the organism in Eukaryota, Fungi, Ascomycota, Dothideomycetes, Mycosphaerellales, Mycosphaerellaceae. The transcript has 3 exons. Bases 1 to 2121 code for a protein of 706 amino acids. Gene Ontology annotation, cellular component: membrane; endoplasmic reticulum.
AUGAGUACAUACGGCCUGCCCAAUGGCGCGGCCUCGCAAUGGGAGAGUUCUGGCCGGGCACGUUUCCACCAUAAUGACACCGAGGGGUUUGGGGAGAAGGUGACGAAUAUGUUCACGGGUGGGAGGAAGGAUUCGUUGCCGAUGUAUAAGGAUAAGCCGUAUAAUUAUUCUGGGCCCGGUGGGAGGAGACAUUUGCCGCCUUGGGCGCGGAAGAAGAGGACGUUAGGGGGCGUGCUGGCGGUGUUGGCGUUGUUGAGCUGGUGGUUUGGGGUGUUGUCGCCUUUGUCGUGGAUUUCGAGUAAGAGCAGCGGGGAGGCGAGUAAAACUCAGAGUAAGGGCUGGUUUGGUGGGAAGGAGGUGGUGAAUUGGGACGAGAGGGCAGAGAGGGUGAAAGAUGCGUUCAAGAUUUCAUGGGCUGGGUAUGAAAAGUAUGGAUGGGGGUAUGAUGAGUAUCACCCAGUCACACACACUGGCAAGCAGAUGACGCCUCAGGGGCUGGGCUGGAUUAUAGUCGAUGCGCUCGAUACGAUGAUGCUCAUGAACAUGACAACGGAGUUGACCCAUGCGCGGCAAUGGGUCCAUUCAAACCUCACGUACGAUCAGGAUCACGAUGUGAAUACUUUUGAGACGACCAUUCGAAUGUUGGGUGGAUUGCUGUCGGCGCAUUAUCUCAGUGUUGGCUUCCCGGGCAAGUUCGCACCUGUGCAGGACGAUAUCAGUGACGAUAUAUACGUUGAGAAGGCAGCAGAUCUGGCCGAUCGACUGCUGAGUGCGUAUGAAACACAAUCUGGUGUUCCGCUUGCGAGCGUCAAUCUCCACACUUACAAAGGCAUUCCAUCCCACGCAGACGCAGGCGCCUCGUCGACUGCUGAAGCAACGAGCUUACAACUGGAGAUGAAGUAUCUGGCCAAACUGACCGGAGAAUCACAUUACUGGGAGAAGGCCGAGAGGGUGAUGAGAGCCGUUGAUGACAAUCAGCCAGCAGACGGGCUCGUUCCAAUCUUCAUCUAUGCCGACCGAGGGACAUUCCGUGGCGACAACAUUCGAUUUGGCAGUCGAGGCGAUAGCUAUUACGAGUACCUUAUUAAGCAGUACUUGCAGACUUCACAAGAGGAGCCAGUCUACCAAGCGAUGUGGAACGAGAGUAUGGUCGGAAUGAAGAAGCAUCUGAUCACGUACAGCUCACCGAACAACUUCACGGUGCUUGCUGAGCGACCGAAUGGAUUGAACAAGGACCUUGAAGCCAAGAUGGACCAUCUCGUUUGCUUCUUGCCGGGCACGCUGGCUUUGGCUACAACGGGUGGACUGCCACUGAGUCAGGUGCAGAAGCGACCAAACUGGGGAGAGCAACAAGAAGAGGAUAUGGAGCUCGCGCGAGAAUUGACCAAGACCUGUAUGGGAAUGUACCACACAGAGUCAGGACUGGCGCCAGAAAUCGCACAUUUCAACAUCCACGACCCACCGCUAAUAUACAACGACUUCAAGCCAAAGGAGAAGCCAAAGAGUCCGGAAUCAUUUGUAAAGUGCAAGAACACGGCGUGUACAGAAAAAGAAGAAAUCGGUCAAGACGACUACAUCUUCAAGCCGGCCGACAAACACAAUCUACAACGACCAGAGACGGUGGAGAGCUUAUUCUACAUGUGGCGGAUCACAGGCGACGAGAUCUACCGCCAAUGGGGCUGGGAGAUGUUCCAAGCCUUCAUCAAAUGGACCGCAGUCGAAGAUGGCGAAGGAUUCAGCAGCGUCUCCGACGUCACGAAAUUGCCGCCCCCGAUGCGUGACAACAUGGAGAGUUUCUGGAUGGCCGAAACUCUCAAAUACUUCUACCUGCUCUUCUCGCCCAACGACCUCCUCCCGCUCAACGACGUCGUCUUCAACACCGAAGCACACCCCUUCCCGCGCUUCCAGAUGGGCAAGCUCUUCACGACGGGCUGGGAGAGGAAGGCGGAUCGCAAGGAGGAAACCCCUCCUCUCAACGAUGGCGAUGGGCAUUUCAAGAUCCAGACGAUCAAGGUUACGCAUACCGUGCAGCAGGAGGUUGUGGCUCCCGAGACGGCGACGGCUACGAGGGAGGUUGCUGAGGCGGCGGAGGCGGUGGUUACGCAGGAGGUUGUUGCUUGA